Messenger RNA from Aspergillus uvarum CBS 121591, 300 nucleotides. RefSeq lists its product as uncharacterized. The record is from RefSeq and is a predicted model, not a curated record. Lineage: Eukaryota; Fungi; Ascomycota; Eurotiomycetes; Eurotiales; Aspergillaceae. The coding region runs from base 1 to 300 and encodes 99 amino acids. The transcript has a single exon.
AUGUCCUAUACAACGCAUCCCACCCCCCUCACCUGCAUGGUCCGGUGCAACACCCACGCCCAGGCGGUCGACGGCUUCUGCGGGCUCUGCCACGAGCCCCCGGCGCCCGGUAGCCCGCUGAAGUGGCACUGCACCGGGUGCAGCGUGGACUUCCACACCGAGUGCUUCCGGCGGUGGAUGGACCGCGCCCUGCGGGUGAGUCUGGUGUCGACCUGCCCGAGCUGCCGGUCGUGGUGGGAGAUGAUCCUUACGGGGCCGGAGGCGAGGGUCGAGAGGAAUUUUCUGAGUUUUGAGGGUUGA